Messenger RNA from Capsicum annuum, 4422 nucleotides. RefSeq names its product myosin-1. Gene Ontology annotation, cellular component: vesicle; cytoplasm; myosin complex. Gene Ontology annotation, biological process: actin filament organization; vesicle transport along actin filament. NCBI's taxonomy places the organism in Eukaryota, Viridiplantae, Streptophyta, Magnoliopsida, Solanales, Solanaceae. The transcript has 23 exons. Bases 754 to 4227 code for a protein of 1157 amino acids. Gene Ontology annotation, molecular function: actin filament binding; ATP binding; microfilament motor activity. The record is from RefSeq and is a predicted model, not a curated record.
CUGUCACGGUGACACACCUCGCCCCCACCCUCACGCACCCCUCUCCUUGCCUUUUUUCAAAAUGCAGUGUUGUGCACAGUGAAAGACCAAACAUUCACAGAAGGGAAAAGGAAAAGGAAAAGGAAAAGAGAACUAAAGCAAAAGCUGUUCCUUCUCUAUUUUCUUAGAUUUGCUUUUGACCCCUCCCUUUCCUUUCUCUUUCUCUUUUCCUCACUAUUAGAGGAGUUUUCACUUCCUCUUCUUUGCUCUACACACAUCUUCACAAGUUCUUUUUUUUUUUGGGUCAUAUUUUAUUGGGUGGUAGAUCGAUCUUGGCUUUGUCCUAUUCUUAUAAUGCAAUCAUUUGAAGUUGUUAACUGCUUCUUAAUAGAUCAAUAUCUGAUUAGGUAUUUUGCUUUGUGCUGAGGAGUUUGUUGUGCAACAUUAAAGGCAAGAACUUGGAUUAUAGAUUUAUAGUAAAUCGACAAGGUCUUUGGAUUUUUUUUUAAUUUUUUUAUUUCUUGGACCCAAUUAUUUAUUUUAGAAUUGGAAAUGAUGUUGAUACUGGUAAGUAUGGUGUGAUUGAUGAGCGAGAAGCCACUAUUUGUUGUUGUUGAGUGUAUAGCUAGAUUGUUAAGGGUCCCCUCCAUUAGGUUUGGCAACUGGGACCUUUUGUUUCACUUUAUUGGAGAAAAAAAGUUAGCUUUUUGAUUCAAUUAUUAGAAUCUUGAUUGUGUUGCUAGAGCUUUACUUUGAAGAAACUUGUUAAGAAGAAUGGCACAGAGAGUUAAAGACACGCCAUCACUUCAGUCCAUCAAAUCACUGCCAGUGGGAUAUGCAUUUGAUUCGAACAAAUCUCAGACUCUGAAUGCACCCAAUCAUAGAAUGACAUCCAAUACUGUAUCCAAGAACGGAGAAUUGUCCGAUGAGCCUAAUGGGAAUGCUGAUGGAUAUAAUGAGGAAUCCCCUUAUAGUAGAUUGAACUUUUCUGUAGAGGAAAGCCCGUCUAGUGGUGAUGAUGAUCUGAGCGCCAAUGCAUUUACCUCGUCUCGUGUAGAAUCAAAAUGGAGUGACACCACGUCUUAUGUGAUAAAAAAGAAGCUUCAUUCAUGGUUUCAACUAGCUGAUGGGAGCUGGGAGCUGGCAACAUUCAUUUCUAAAUCUGGAAAUGAAGUUCUCAUAUCAUUGUUUGAAGGAAAAGUCUUAAAAGUUAAAGCUGAUGAUUUAAUAGCUGCAAAUCCUGAUAUUCUUGAUGGUGUGGAUGAUCUUAUGCAAUUGAGUUAUCUAAAUGAGCCAUCAGUGCUGUACAAUCUUCAGUACAGAUACAAUAGAGAUAUGAUUUAUACUAAAGCUGGUCCAGUUCUUGUUGCUGUGAAUCCUUUUAAGAAAGUCCCGUUGUACAGCAAUGAGUACAUUGAAGCUUAUAAACGGAAAUCCAUUGAGAGCCCACAUGUAUAUGCCAUCACAGAUAUGGCAAUAAGAGAAAUGGUUCGAGAUGAAGUGAAUCAGUCUAUCAUUAUAAGUGGGGAAAGCGGAGCUGGCAAAACUGAAACAGCAAAGAUUGCAAUGCAAUACUUGGCAGCCCUUGGAGGUGGUAGUGGAAUAGAGGAUGAGAUUGUGAAAACAAAUCCCAUUUUAGAAGCCUUUGGUAAUGCUAAAACUUUACGAAAUGACAACUCAAGUCGAUUUGGGAAGCUUAUUGAGAUUCACUUUAGUGAGACUGGGAAAAUAUCAGGGGCUAAUAUUCAAACAUUUCUACUUGAAAAGUCCAGAGUGGUUCAAUGUAGCGAGGGUGAAAGGUCGUAUCAUAUAUUUUAUCAGCUCUGUGCAGGAGCUCCAGGGGCUCUCAAAGAGAAAUUAAAUUUGAAGGAUGUGAGUGAGUAUAACUACCUGAGACAAAGCAAUUGCCAAUCAAUUUCUGGGGUUGAUGAUGCUGAACAAUUCCGUAUUGUAAUGGAAGCACUCGACGUUGUCCAUAUCAGCAAGGAGGAUCAAGAGAGUGUUUUUUCGAUGCUAGCUGCAGUUUUAUGGCUCGGAAAUAUCUCUUUUACAGAUGUCGAUAAUGAAAACCAUGCUGAGCCAGUUGUGGAUGAAGGCCUAACAAGUGUUUCAACUUUAAUCGGGUGUGGUGUGGAAGAGCUAAAACUAGCUUUAUCAACUCGAAAAAUGAGAGUAAGAAAUGAUGAUAUUGUCCAAAAGCUAACACUAUCUCAGGCUACUGACACAAGAGAUGCAUUGGCAAAAUCAAUUUAUUCUUGUCUGUUUGACUGGCUCGUUGAACAAAUAAACAAGUCGCUUGCAGUCGGCAAACGUCGAACUGGAAGAUCUAUCAGCAUUCUUGAUAUUUAUGGUUUUGAAUCAUUUGAGAGGAACAGCUUUGAGCAGUUCUGCAUUAAUUAUGCCAAUGAAAGGUUGCAACAACACUUUAACCGUCACUUGUUCAAGUUGGAACAGGAGGAGUAUAUUCAAGAUGGCAUUGAUUGGACUAAAGUUGAUUUUGACGACAACCAAGAUUGUCUAAAUCUGUUUGAGAAGAAACCACUGGGGUUGUUAUCUCUGUUAGAUGAGGAGUCCACCUUUCCUAAUGGCACAGACAUGUCAUUUGCCAACAAACUCAAGCAGCAUCUAAAUUCUAAUCUUUGUUUCAGAGGAGAACGAGGGAAGGCUUUUACAGUAAGCCAUUAUGCAGGGGAGGUAAUUUAUGAUACAACUGGAUUUCUUGAGAAGAAUCGUGAUUUACUGCACUCCAAUUCAAUUCAGCUUCUAUCUUCUUGCAAGUACCACCUUCCUCAAACAUUUGCAUCAAAUAUGCUUUCUCAAUCUGAGAAGCCUGUUGUUGGCCCAUUGUACAAAUCUGGUGGAGCAGACUCCCAGAAAUUAAGUGUUUCCACAAAAUUCAAGGGACAAUUAUUCCAACUAAUGCAACGACUAGAGAACACGACUCCACAUUUCAUACGUUGUAUCAAGCCCAACAAUUUUCAGUCUCCUGGAAAGUAUGAGCAAGGACUUGUAUUGCAGCAGCUACGAUGUUGUGGUGUCUUAGAAGUAGUUCGUAUAUCAAGAUCUGGGUUUCCUACCAGAAUGUCCCAUCAGAAGUUUGCCAGAAGGUAUGGAUUCCUUUUAUUAGACCAUGUUGCAUCACAAGAUCCACUCAGUGUCUCAGUUGCAAUAUUGCAUCAGUUCAAUAUUCUGCCCGAUAUGUACCAAGUUGGUUUCACAAAGUUGUUCUUCCGAACUGGACAGAUUGGAGUUCUUGAAGAUACCAGAAAUCGCACUCUCCAUGGCAUCUUACGUGUUCAAAGUUGUUUUAGAGGUCACCAAGCUCGCCGACAUCUCAAACAUUUUCUAAGAGGAAUUGCUACACUUCAGUCAUUUGUACGUGGAGAGAGAGCUAGAAAUGAAUAUGCAAUCUUACUACAGAGACACAGAGCAGCUGUGUGUAUACAAAAGCAAAUAAGAGGCAGGACCAAAAGGAAGACUUACGAAAAUGUUCAUGAUGCAUCAAUUGUGAUACAAUCUGUGAUUCGUGGCUGGUUAGUCAGAAGAUGUUCAGGAGACAUUGGACUGUUACAAUUUGGAGGCAGAAAGGUUAAUGAGUCAGAAGAUGUGCUGGUGAAAUCUUCUUUCCUGGCGGAGUUACAACGUCGAGUCCUUCGAGCUGAAGCUGCUCUACGUGAAAAAGAGGAGGAGAAUGACAUACUUCACCAGAGACUACAGCAGUAUGAGAAUCGUUGGUCAGAGUAUGAGUUGAAAAUGAAAUCCAUGGAAGAAAUAUGGCAGAAACAAAUGAGAUCACUGCAGUCAAGUCUUUCCAUUGCAAAAAGGAGCUUAGCCCUUGAUGAUUCCAGGAGGAACUCUGAUGCAUCAGUCAAUCCAACUGAUGAGAAAGAGUCUAGUUGGGAGACAGGAAGCAACCAGAGGGCCCGAGAGAGCAACGGAGUAAGACCAAUGAACGCCGGUCUUAGUGUCAUAAGCCGAUUAGCCGAGGAGUUUGAGCAGAGGAGUCAAGUAUUUGGUGACGAUGCUAAGUUCUUGGUGGAAGUAAAAUCAGGUCAAGUUGAGGCUAACCUGAGUCCAGAUCGUGAGCUAAGGAGGUUGAAGCAGAUGUUUGAAGCUUGGAAGAAAGAUUAUGGAUCAAGAUUGAGAGAAACAAAGGUGAUUCUGAAUAAACUGGGGAGUGAUGAAGGAGGCAGCGACAAAAUGAAAAAGAAAUGGUGGGGAAGGAGGAAUAGCACAAGGUUGAACUAAAAUAAAUUGCCUUAAUGAGUCAUAGUUUUUGCUUUACAUACCAGGCAGGGUGUUGUGCAGUGAGCAAGUCUGUAUAGAAGUGAAAGGGAUGUUUGUAUAAUGUGAGAUUCGUAGUAGUAUGUAAUUUUAAAUGCACAACAUUUCUGUAAAGUUAAUCAUUUUCUAUGAUAUUCAUAUCAUAUUUGUGUUCAACAA